Glycine soja is the source of this 1129-nucleotide messenger RNA. RefSeq names its product protein PELPK1-like. The record is from RefSeq and is a predicted model, not a curated record. Bases 101 to 823 code for a protein of 240 amino acids. The transcript has a single exon. Lineage: Eukaryota; Viridiplantae; Streptophyta; Magnoliopsida; Fabales; Fabaceae.
ACACAAUACAACAUCAGCAGUGUACACUCACACAACAUUUCUAAACGCUUGUAAAGAUCUCCAGCUCCUAGUGAUCCUCCUGAAGUUGUUGUAUUCAACCAUGGCUACCUGUGGUUUAUCAACAGUGAUUUUUUCAUUUGUGGUUCUAAUGUUAUUGUCAGCUAGCAGUCACACAAUGGUUGCUGGAGCACGCAAUCUUCUCGAAUCAACGCUGCCAAAACCAGAAGUGCCACAACUUCCCAAACCCGAGUUGCCACCUUUGCCGAAAGUCCCUGAAUUACCAAAGGCAGAGUUGCCUAAGAUCCCUACAUUCCCAAAACCUGAGCUUCCAAAGGUCCCUGAAUUGCCUAAGCUUGAGAAGCCUAAAGUUCCCGAGUUGCCUAAAGUAUCAGAAAUACCUAAAGUUCCUAAAUUGCCUAAAGCACCAGAGAUGUUUAAAGUCUCUGAAUUGCCAAAACUAGAGUUGCCUAAAGUAGCUGAGAUAUCUAAGAUUCUUGAAUUGUCUAAGCCUGAGUUGCCUAAGAUUCCUAAAUUGCCUAAGAUUCAUGAAUUGUCUAAGGUCCCUGAAUUGUCUAAUCCUGAGUUGUCUAAGGUUUCUGAAUUGCCUAAGGUCCCUGAAUUGCCUAAAGUACCUGAAUUGUCUAAACCCGAGUUGCCUAAAGUACCUGAGUUGCCUAAGGUUCGUGAAUUGCCUAAGCCCGAGUUUUCUAAAGUCCCCGAAUUACCUAAGGUUCAUGAAUUGCCUAAGCCCGAAAUACCUAAAAUACUUGAGUUUCCCAAGGUUCCUCAAUUUCCUAAAGCAUUUUCAACCAGCAAUCCUUGAGUUUGAAUUAUGCCUUAUGUUGUCCUGUUCUCAGGUCGUAACUGGCUGCAUUCCAGUGCCUUGUUCAUCUUGUUUGAUGGAUGUGAUACUAUUUAUGCAUUUUUUCACUAGUGUAUAAUAUGUUGUAGCUACUUGAGAGUGAUUGUGUCGGUGUGCUAGUAUUUUGUGCCAUACUAUAAAUUAUGUUUAGUUUGAAGUUGUUUAAAUCGAUUAGUUAUAUCAUUGUAUACUGAUAUACAUCUCCUUCAUGUGUUAUAUUUUGUGAAUUUAAUUAGAUUGUAAUUUCUGAGUAUAACUUUCUAGAUA